GGAGCGGCGGGCUGAGCGCACCGUGAGCCGCAUGAGGCGCUUCCCAGCGACGCACAUGAAGCCGGACUGAACGCAGCUUGACCGUUUUCUCCACGCUUCUCGGUGUAUUUUCUCUAUCUUUGAUAAACGCAUGUCUUAUUCGGAGAAAAGUGGACAUUUUUUAAACUUUCUUUUGCCUAAAACGCACUGACUGCCUUCAACUUGAUUUGAACCACACCAAGGUUUAAAAUGAACGAAGGACCUGAUAACAACUCGACUCAACUGUAUGAUAACUGGACGUUUUACAACUCCUCCGUGGAGUACGUCAUACCCAGGAACAACAUCACAUAUGUUGGAUUUUACCUGCACCAGCCGUCCACGGCGGCCAUCUUCAUCGUGUCCUACCUGCUCAUCUUCCUCGUGUGCAUGGUGGGGAAUGCAGUGGUUUGCUUCAUCGUGCUGCGGAGCAAAAACAUGCGAACUGUUACCAACUUGUUCAUUCUAAACCUUGCUGUGAGUGACCUCCUGGUUGGGAUUUUCUGCAUGCCCACAACUCUGCUGGACAACAUAAUUACAGGAUGGCCUUUUGGAAGCCUGGUAUGCAAAAUGAGCGGCAUGGUUCAAGGGAUCUCCGUGUCAGCAUCCGUCUUCACUCUGGUCGCUAUUGCCGUCGACAGAUUCAGAUGCAUCGUCUACCCGUUCAAGCAGAAGCUGACCAUAUCCACAGCCACCUUGAUAAUAGUCAUUAUCUGGGUUCUGGCCAUAUCCAUCAUGUGUCCCUCUGGGGUGAUGCUUCAAGUGACCAAGGAGCAAACCAUCCGCGUGCUACUGGGCUAUGACAACAAAACAACUCCUUUUUACUGGUGCAGGGAGAACUGGCCCAACCAAGACAUGAGGAAGAUUUACACCACUGUCCUGUUUGCAAAUAUCUACCUUGCCCCUCUCUCCCUGAUUGUGAUCAUGUACGCCCGGAUCGGCAUUACGCUUUUCAAAACGGCGGUUCCGACGGGAGGAAAGCCGGGCCAUGACAGCCGCCACACUGUGUCCAAGAAAAAGCAAAGGGUGAUUAAAAUGCUUCUAAUAGUUGCUCUGCUCUUCAUCCUUUCCUGGCUGCCACUGUGGACCCUCAUGAUGCUGAGCGACUAUGCUAGCCUGACUGAGCAGCAGUACAGAAUCAUCAACAUUUACAUCUACCCCUUUGCCCACUGGCUAGCCUUCUUCAACAGCAGCGUCAACCCCAUCAUCUACGGCUUCUUCAACGAGAACUUUCGCAGAGGAUUUCAGGCGGUGUUCAAGUUCAGCCUGUGCGCGGCGGACGGACAGCGGAGGAAAACCUAUUCGCACAGGCUGCAGGGAAACUCUGUGCUCCCAGCUAACAAUGUACAAACCUCUCUGGAACCUAUUUCUCUCAACAGCCUGGAUAAGAACAUACCCAGGCGAACCAAUCACGCCACGGAGCAGGACUUGGUCAUGGAGGACCUGGAAAAGGGAUCCUGCAGCAGCGGCGGUGUGACUGCAGUGUCUAUUUGAAGACGCACACAUUCUUCAAGGUGAUAAGGAAAGAUUCCCAAACCCAAGUCCUCACUGUGCCUAAGUAAACUGCAAGGCUCAUUAGAAAAGCUUUGAAAAGCUGAUGUUUAUAUGUAAUUUACCCAAGGCGAUUUCAGUGCCGUGAAAUCAGAUGAAACUGAAGAAAAGAGAUGUAAAGCAGUAAUUUAUCCCUUUCAUUUAGCAAGCCACUCCACAGCGAUAACUCUGGAAAUAAACACACGUCUUUAGAGGAAAUGCUCCCUUUAGAUGUUAAUCUUUACUCAUCACCUUUAAGGCAAACAAUGUAUGUUGCACAUACUGUGUUAAAACUUAAAGCAGGUUGUGCUGUUGGGAUUGUAGCUAUCAACAAAGGGAGAACAAGACAGAAAGCUCCUGUUAUUUGGUGCAAAUUCAACUAAAACCAGUUGAUAGUGCACUGAUAACAGGCUACUGUCUUACUCCAUGAAAUACCUUAAAAAAUCGUAUGUAUAAAUGUAUAAAGAUGCAUCAGACAUGUAGAUUAUGUACUAUGAUACAUGCAGAGCAGAUUUUAAGUCACUUCUACAAACAGAAUUCUAGUCAUCAUUCACUGCUGUUAAGAAUCACAUGUACAGCAGUAAAUGUGACACAUUAAUGGAAAAAACAAUAUGUGGCCUGCAAAAAAAAGUUGCUUCAUCUAUAAAGCACACUUAAAUAAUAAAACAAUGCACACAAGGCCUGAGGGUCAAACGGCUCAAACUUGAAAAACAAAAGCAGGAGCUGAAACAUUUACACAUCUGUAAUAAUGGUUUUUCACACCAACAACUGUCUGUAUAAUAAGUGCAGAACUUAAACCACAAGAGAUUAUUUUCAGCUGUUGAAUUAACGUCACUCAUGUCAGAGAAUGAGCUGACCUUCCAGACUGACGAGUUUCAAUAAAACAGCAUUUUGAAAUCUUACUUUUAAGAUUUGUUAAUGAAACCGCAGCAGACUUAGUUGAAGGAAAUUAAAUCAAAUGUUAUGUGAAGGCUGAGAGAAACUUUAAAUAUUUUACAAUCGGUCUGUUCGAUAACUAAAACUAAUGCCCGACAGUUAAUGAAGUAUUGAUUUGUUAACGUUGAAGCGCUACAGCCUUCAAUUAUAAAGUUGUUCCUGCUAAUAGAGCAACUGUGGAGACACUACGGACAUGUAUAAUAAGCAGCAAACCAAACAACAUGUCAACAUAAAAGUAAAGGACUCAUUCUUCAGGCCACACACAUAUUAACACUAAAUAUUAGUUGUUGCUUUUUCACUGGGCUUAAAAUUAUGAUUGUACGUGCACCAUCAACUUACAAAUCAGACUUUUCAUGCAGCUUUUUUCUCCUGAAAUCUGCUCUGCAAACAUGUACGUAAAAGCGUAACGAUGCUCGACGAAACAUUAUUUAUUCAUGAAUAUCUCAUGAGACUGCUAAGAAUGUGCCAUGUAAAUCUGAGAUUAAAAGUUCUGCCGUUAUUUUUUAUCUCUAUGAACAGUAAAAAUGGGGGGGAGGGGAUAAAACGGGGUUCUCAACACGUGUAUCGUCCUGCUGUAAAUAUGUGUUACAGAGUCUAAAGCUUAGAUUACAAGUGAUAGUGUGAAUCUGUUUGUCCGUGUGAACUGACUAUUGGGGAAAUUUCUGCAGGGUAGUGUAUUGAAUUUGUACAGCAAAGCCACAUUUUGUUAAAACAGGUGACAGGAGGUACUCUGGCAGCCAUAGUGGAGAUCUAUUUAAAUAAUGGAAGGAUGGCAGCUUUUUGAGUCAUUGGAGAGUUACAGAUGGAAAAGAGCGCUGCCAGCAGAGUUGAGAAAAGAUGUACAGGAGUGCCAACAACUCAGCCGAGUCAUAUGGUAUUCAGGUAGUCAGAAACAUCAGGUUGUAGUCAGUAACAUCCUGAAAUUAAAAUAACUAAAGUCCAGGCAAAUCCAGGUAAGUUUUUAGUAAGUGUUAGCUGAAGUGUAGGAUGACAGGCUAAGCUACUAUAUGCACAAGAAAACGUAAUCUCACUCAUUCAUUCUAUCUUCAUUUAAACUAAGAAUACGUGAUGCUUAGGUCUUAUUUACAGUGAGAAAAUAAAAAUAUACAUACAGCAAAGCUAACAGAAUAAUAAAAACACUAAGAAUAAUUAGUGUUUAAGUCUCUGAACUCUGAGCAGAUUAUGGACAUUUUCUGCUACCUUCACAUUUUUACUCAACUCCUUUUUCACUGAAAGUCCUACACUUCUAUGGAAACAGCACAACUAUGGCUAGAAGGAGAGAAUUUAAAACUGUUUCAAUGCAGAAUGACGCGGGUAUGUUGCCAUAAAAAUCACACAAAAAAAAUGUUGAAUUUCUUUGAUUUUGCUACAUUUGAAAAAGUGUGGAAUCGAGAUAAACAACAUUUUUCCAAGUGCCCACAGGUGUUAUCAAUACUGGAAAAAAGAGCAAUUCUGUUUAUUAUAUUUUCUACUUUUAUUUUAAAUUUGUCCCCAUACUUGUCUCCUAUCUGCCUGCAGUUCAGCUGAAUAUUCCCUGAAUAUUGUGUCACCUCUGAGUCACUAAUGGCUUCACAGUGAUGCAGAAUGUUUAUUAUUUCACAGAAUCUGGUUGGAGCACAUGGUUUCUUUAUAGCAAAAUUUUGAAAGACACGGAAAGCUUCAUACAUCACACAUGAUUAGUUCAAAAACUGUUGUACGCUGGAAAAUCUUGUGUUACAGUUUCUGACUUUGAUAAAUGCUGUAAUUUUGGUGAUUUUUCUUUAAGAUAAAAAGAAUUUCAAAGUCUUCUGGUGAGCUUGGAGGUUCAGAGGGGUAAAAUUAAAUGCAUCGACUAAAACACAAACAGCUGGAGGUUAAAUAAGAAAACUAAGAACCUAACGGCCCUAUUGAUAAAAAUGAGUCAAGCCUUAGAUUGUUCUGCAGGUUAUUCCGGGUUGCAGGUGUACGAGCUCAGUAAAAACAAACAGCACCUGCAGCAUAAUCCAAUCUUUUGAACAAUUUUGAUAAGGGUCCAAGUUAAAAGAAAGCAACCAAACUGUAAAUAAAUAAGUUCUACUCUCUGUUCUGCCUUACAGAGAGGAAGGACAGCUCACAGUGAAGAUUAUUCUGAUUGUCAGCAAUGAUAAAGCUUAAUCCAGAGUGACAGAAAGUGUCCAAGGGCCUAAGAGUGACAGCCGAUGCAUGUAUGUAUGUAGAAAAUGUCACCACACAUACAUUAACAGAAACUACGGACCAAUUUUGAACCAUUGAGUACUGAACAAUGUGCCUUUAUAAUGUACUACAAUUCAGUUCCAACAUUGUGUCAGUUGCAUAAAAUCCGUUUAUUCCAGAUCAACCUUUAGCUUUAGUCUACAUAUGUAAUGUCUGGAAAGGUCAGGAGCAAAUUAGGUCUGAAUCAGUGGAACCGUUUCUACGCAGCAGGUUUCAGCUAUUCGCCUCACAAAGAAAAGUUCUGCACCGACACCGCUGUCAUGUUUGGAAAAGAAAACAGGGCUCAGUCGGUGCUGAAGGACUUUGACACCUGUCGCGGGCAGACACAUUUACUCUUGAAAAGUUGUGCACAAAGAUCAUCAGUCAUCCAGGUCAUUGGAAAGCCACACUGAGGCUCGUUUUUCAAAAGCAACUGAACUUUCUGUUUGGUGGCAAGGACAUUUUGCCACUUAUUCGAGUGACUGCGUCCCUCCUGUUGACCGGUGGGGAGCCUCGGGCGUUUCAACCUGUGUGACAUUUAAGUGACAUUUGAUGAGGUCAAGUGCCGUCAUAUGACAGCCAGAGUCACGGAAAUUAGAUUACGGAUUAUUAGCCUUCCUUUGAGAAGUCUGCUUUGAGAUCACUGAUGUGCUUUAAAUUCACAGAGUGCAGUCUCUACAGGGACCUUCACUGUGGCACCAGACAAGGCUGCUGAGAGUUUUCUGAUAGCUGCCACUCUCAAUACUGUACUGCAGGCAAACGCUUGUUCUGUUUUCAUUACUCAUUCUGCGUGCUGGGACCUUAACAUCUCCGGUGCAAAGGCUUCAUGUCACUUCUUGGGUAUGGUGGUGUGAUAUGUUGACACACGGAGCAGCAGAGCCACUUUGUAACCCUGAUUUGACCCCUUUUUGUAGAGACUUGCGUAUCCUUACUGAAUACAUCUCCUCACUUGGGCUGAGUGCCACUAUCUAUUAUACAUCAUGAAAGAAUUUAUUAUCCAGGGAUUUCUCUGCUUCACUGACAACCUUGAGACCCCGUUGAUACCGCUAGUUAUAAUUAGAUGUGAUUCAUAAAGUCUCAGGAACAUGCUGAGUGCAUCUGUGAGGGCUAUUUUAUAGGCUACAAAGCGAUACGGAUCAUAAUAGUUGGGUUUCAAAAGUAGAUAACUGAAUCUGAAGCAGCAUCAUAUCUGAAGCAUUUUGAGCUGCCUUUAAAAACCCACUGUGCAUUUGAAAAGCAUCUUACUUAUAAAGAGAAUUACCAAUGCGACACCAUUUGUCAAACCUAGAGACUGUAAAAACAAGGAAAUGUUUUAAUUGUCCGACAAUCUGAACUAAUCAUCUUUGACGUGCCAUUCUGUUGGGAAACUAACUAAAUGGAAGCCGACUAACUAACUAAACGAACAUUACCUUAUUCUACAGGUCUGAUUUUUAAAAUUCCACAAAAAAUGAACCGUAUGCUCUAACCAGAUCCUGUAAAAAACAAAAAAAUCUGUGCUUCUUUGUAUCAAGGAGAAGUCAUUAGUGACUGAGCUGAGCAUACACAGCGCAAAGAAGUACUGAAGCCGAUUAAAAACAGUAGUACAAAUGUAUAGUAUGCAGAGUCAUCAUUUUGUUUCCAGUAUUGGUAACAGCUGCAGAGGUGGAGAUGUUUGAUUUUUGUAAAAUAAGUAAUCAAAGAAAUUUAACUUUCAUUUUCCUUUGUUUAAGAUUUAUGGAAAUUUAACCACGAUAUAAUGAAUUAAAGACAGUUUUGAGCGCUCUACUUCUAGCCAUAGAUGUACCGUUUCCACAGAGAUGCAAAACUUUAUAUUGCAGUAAAAAAUACACUACGUACUUAUGGUUCAGAGGGUUAAAUGUAAUUUGGUUAAGGUUAAGUUUGAGAAGUUUGGGCAUCUUUUACCAACUCAAAAUCUAGGUCCAAGGUGCCGCCGGUGGUAUGCGGCCCAUUUUCACAGACCUAGUUAGGAAUGAGCCACAGCAUUUAAAAAAAAUACAUCAAAAGGUCAUGUUAGUUUGUUGCCUUUAUCAUCCUCACAGACGUGGCUAGACAUUGUGAGAUAUUGGACAUGUGCACAUUUUAACCUGCUUUACUUACACCUGCAAAACCUCUUACUGCAAUCUUUUUAAUUACAUGCUUUGCUUACAGAGAAAUAAAUCAGGGAACACCGAUAAAAAAAAAAAUAACCACCUUAUGGCACAAAAUCAAGAAUAGGACGAUGCAUUUGAUGCCAACUUUCAACAUUCAUACUUCAUAAAGUAUUGUAGUUCAAUACUCAACAUUUCCUACCAAACCAAAAUACUUUUCUGUAAAAUUGUAAUUUUCAAAUGGUUUUCCAACAGCUGCUAUGUUUUUUUUCUGGGUUUCAAGCAGUCAUUUACAUUACAUGUUUUCCUGCCAAAGACAUCAGGGGUAUCUACAAUAAUUUAAAAACACUACCAGACAGCUGUUAACUCUGGAAGCCCUGCUCGCCACACACUACUUCAGCACACACAGGAAGUGUGAAGGUCAAGUAAUGAAUGUAAUGCAACUGUACGUUUUGGUGCCUGUGGUGAAAAACAAAUCCUACACGUAUGGGUGAAUUACUGUGAACUUCUUUUUGGUACCUUUGUACAGUUUGCAUGUAAAUAAUGUACUAGCAUGUGCAGUUUUUGUGUCUGCACCUACGUGCUCGUAAAAAAUGUUAAAUGAUAAAAUCCAUUUGCUAGGACACAAAUGCAGAUAGUUUUUAUAGAAAGGAGACAGUAAGCUUUCACUGAAAGAUAGAAAGUAGACGCUGUCCUAUUUAAUUGUGAAGGGCUAAUCAUCACAUUAUCUAUUACCUCUGUGAUUGUCAGCACAAAUUAGAACUUCGAGGAUUAUACACAAAGCUCUCAGUGGAAAGAAAGGCUCAGUGCUGCUGCUUGGUGGCGUUUGUGAAAUAAAGGCCAUUCUCUUUGCACAUAACCUGCUGUAAUUUGCUACACGUGAAGGAGAGAGAAUUUAAUUAAGAGGAAGUUUAAAAUGGCAAACUGCUGUGCCUCUGGGAAAAGCAAAUUCCCAUAAUGAAAUAAAAUUUCAAACAGAUUUUGCUUUAAUCCUGUGAUACACUUUGGAAUAUAGUGUUGGUCAAGUGAUCACAUUUGCAUCCAUGGACAACGAAGACAGAUUUGCUUGAUAGAAGCAGUAAAUUGAAUAUGAAAUGAAGCAAAUAAAACAUCUGCUGAUUUCAUUUCUGACCACAUCUAUGUGGCACACGGCAUUCUAACUGCCUGAUGAAUUAUGUGCCGCCUUACUGGGGAUCACCGAAUCCCCACACAGCACUUACUACAUACCAACGCUAUAUUUGCGCUCUCAAAUAAUUUGCUUCUUGUUGGCUAAAACACUUUGUAAAUUAUUGUAGUUUUGCUAAGACAUGUGGGUCGGGACAAAUAGUCUGUGCUUUUGCUUUGUCGAUAAGCGUGAUGCGAAUUGAAGAGAGCAACAUCUGUGCUCCGAAUUCAUCCUGGCGUGGCGCUUUACAGUUCCUGGAAGUGUUUUCUUUCAAGACUUUUGAACCAGUGAGCGCUGAUGAAUCAUGAUUCUGACAUUGUAGUGGGAUUUGUUUGUUUGUUUUAAGCAAAUACAGGGUUAUUCUUUACUAUGUUUUUUAAAAUGUCUGAGAAAAGAUGACAAUUUGUCAGAAACAAUUCCCUAAUGUCUAUAGUUUGCUAAUUUCUGUUUUUAUACUGCAGUGUUGUCCGCUUGUGUAGUGAAAAUUAGCAUAUGUUAUUUAAAUGACGGGAAAACUACAAAUUUAUUUAAUUAAUUGACCAACUAACAGCUUAUAAUGCAAGUAUAGUAGUAAUAGAGAAUCAUUUCUGACAAGUUCUUCUUUGACUCUUCUGAUUACUUCUCGCUCUACCGUGCUGAAAAGCUGAUGCUUGCCUUCUGUGUCUCUGUUCUAUAUACUCUCAGUGACCAGAAAAAAGGGAGACUCCUUAACCUUGAACAGAGCUAUGAGGAGUUGUGGCAGACAAUUCCUGUACUGUCCUAGAUUUUAAAAAGCAGGAUUGAAUAGGUCAUGCAAUGCGCUGACAUUAUUUGCCAUGAAUGUUCUUUGAAAUAUUCCUUGGGUGUCUUUGUGUUGUGGCGGGAUCAAUGUAUUCUCAAAAACAGUAUUUGAUUGCAUGCAAUAUUCAGCUGCUGAAGUUUAAAUCAACAUUAUGUUGGGUAGAUGCUUUGAAGUUUUAUCCUACGUCAUUAUUAGUUUGUAUGACUGUAAAAAUGCGAUAAUUUUAUAUUUUAUUUAAAAGGUCCCACAUCGUGCACCUUUCAGCAAAUCAAAGAAAGUCUCACAUGUUCACAGAAUGUGUCGUUUAAAUUAUUAGCAAAAAAUACUGCAAAGAUAGUUCAUUUUACAACGACUGUAACUUCUACUUUUAGCCUUGUUCUCAGGGUUGUUUCAGUGUCUGCAUCUUUAAAUGAAGCUGAGCUGCUGCCGUCCCUGCCCCCUUCAGGAAGAAGACUCUCUCUGCCUGACAGCUGAUAUAAACACAAACAACUACCAUCAUUUGAUAGUUGUUUGGUGAAUUUGUCUGAUGCUGUUGCUAGGUUUGGAAACAUGUCAUUUUAAUGGGCUGCAUUUCAGUCACUAUUUUAUAACUGGCCAGCAUAACUGUUGCCCGCAUUAUGUGCUUAAACUAAGGAUUUUCUAACUGUGGGGGUAAUGCCAUGACUAAUCCACUGGAUCUUCAGGUCCUCAGAUGCUGGCAGUGCAUGAAGACUCUUGUGUUCACUCUUGCAACCAACAGCAGAUCAUUUGGUUUACUGUGUUGGUGACUCGACACAUUUUAGCGCAGAACACGCUCUAGAAAGUAAAUAAACUUGACUAACUGCAGGGUAGUUGCUCAUUCUAAAAGGCUCGCUUUAAAAGUGGCAGCCAGUGAGGGCCCAGUGAUGGUGGAAAUAUUUAGGUUAGAUAACUUAAUUAAUUCCUCAGAGAAACACUAGACCCAUGAACCAGGUUGAAGGCCUAAUGUUCCCCACAAUAGGAGCAGAGGAUUUGUUGUUCUGGUUACUGAGAGUAUAUUUUCUUUAAAAAAAAAAAAAAAAAAAAACUUUUUUGUUUUGAUAAUUCUGUAUGUAGCAAGUAUUGAAUCAGUGGGAAAAAGUUGUGAUUGUGUGUAUGCUUUUUAAACUUGUCAAACACACUUCUGUCUUGCCUUUGUAUCAAGAGAUAUUUUAUGUGCCCAAUGUGUGAGGGUACGUCUGUGUUCUUGUGAACAGCAACAUGUCCAAAUUAAUAAAGAUAUUGUAAGUACUAA
This is a messenger RNA of Acanthochromis polyacanthus (spiny chromis), 9956 nucleotides long. It is a transcript of the gene npffr2a, whose product is annotated as neuropeptide FF receptor 2a. Gene Ontology annotation, biological process: regulation of adenylate cyclase activity; regulation of MAPK cascade; regulation of cAMP-dependent protein kinase activity. The transcript has 4 exons. Bases 229 to 1509 code for a protein of 426 amino acids. NCBI's taxonomy places the organism in Eukaryota, Metazoa, Chordata, Actinopteri, Pomacentridae. Gene Ontology annotation, molecular function: opioid receptor binding; peptide binding; neuropeptide receptor activity. Gene Ontology annotation, cellular component: membrane. The record is from RefSeq and is a predicted model, not a curated record.